CUGAGAGGAGACUCGGGGGUUUCCGGUUCCGCCGUCCUCUUUCUCUUCAACGAGGCGGCCGAGCGGCAGACGCCAACAUGCAGAUCUUCGUGAAGACCCUGACGGGCAAGACCAUCACUCUUGAGGUCGAGCCCAGUGACACCAUCGAGAAUGUCAAGGCCAAGAUCCAAGACAAGGAAGGCAUCCCACCUGACCAGCAGAGGCUGAUAUUUGCCGGCAAACAGCUGGAGGAUGGCCGCACCCUCUCGGACUACAACAUCCAGAAAGAGUCCACCUUGCACCUGGUGCUGCGUCUGCGCGGUGGCAUCAUUGAGCCGUCCCUUCGUCAGCUUGCCCAGAAGUACAACUGUGANAAGAUGAUCUGCCGCAAGUGCUACNCANGCCUGCACCCUNGNGCAGUCAACUGCCGCAAGAAGAAGUGCGGCCACACCAACAACCUGCGCCCCAAGAAGAAGGUCAAAUAAAGCUGGGGUCACACCUGGCCUGUGACCCCGGGACCAAAUAAAGUCCCCUUCCGUCGACUGGAGCAGUAA
Messenger RNA from Mus pahari (shrew mouse), 533 nucleotides. RefSeq names its product ubiquitin A-52 residue ribosomal protein fusion product 1 (gene Uba52). The transcript is spliced from 4 exons. The record is from RefSeq and is a predicted model, not a curated record. NCBI's taxonomy places the organism in Eukaryota, Metazoa, Chordata, Mammalia, Rodentia, Muridae. Gene Ontology annotation, molecular function: structural constituent of ribosome; ubiquitin protein ligase binding; protein tag activity. Gene Ontology annotation, biological process: translation; modification-dependent protein catabolic process; protein ubiquitination. The coding region runs from base 78 to 464 and encodes 128 amino acids. Gene Ontology annotation, cellular component: ribosome; cytoplasm; nucleus.